This is a messenger RNA of Eruca vesicaria subsp. sativa (arugula), 678 nucleotides long. The record is from the annotation of a GenBank genome assembly. NCBI's taxonomy places the organism in Eukaryota, Viridiplantae, Streptophyta, Magnoliopsida, Brassicales, Brassicaceae.
AUGGAGAAAAGCAUCGAUGAAGAUACACACUCUGUAGUCAACACCACAUAUGAUUGCUUAAAUGCUAUUGAUAUAAAAGAAGAAGCUAGUGUCUCUACGUUACUGGUGAACGUGGAUAAUGAAUUUGAUCCCUUUGAUGCAUUGAGCACUCCCCUUUACCAGACUGCUACCUUUAAGCAGCCUUCUGCUAUCGUAAAUGGUCCUUAUGAUUAUACAAGAAGUGGAAAUCCCACACGGGAUGCAUUGGAGAGUCUCCUUGCGAAACUUGACAAGGCAGAUAAAGCUUUUUGCUUUACUACUGGAAUGGCUGCUCUUACUGCUGUUACACACCUUCUCAAAACUGGGGAAGAGAUUGUUGCUGGAGAUGAUUUAUGCGGUGGCUCAGACAGAUUACUAUCCCAAGUAGUUCCAAGAUCUGGCGUUGUGGUCAAACGAGUAAACACAACUAGUUUAGAAGAGGUUGCUGCUGCUACUGGUCCACGGACAAAGCUUGUGUGGCUUGAAUCUCCAACCAAUCCUAGACAACAAAUUUCCGAUAUACGAAAAAUAGCUGAGAUGGCUCAUGCUCAAGGUGCACUUUUGUUGGUGGAUAAUAGUAUCAUGUCACCGGUGCUCUCUCGGCCGUUAGAGCUUGGAGCUGAUAUUGUGAUGCACUCGGCUACCAAAUUUAUAGCUUGA